Gaeumannomyces tritici R3-111a-1 is the source of this 1050-nucleotide messenger RNA. RefSeq names its product serine-threonine kinase receptor-associated protein. Lineage: Eukaryota; Fungi; Ascomycota; Sordariomycetes; Magnaporthales; Magnaporthaceae. Gene Ontology annotation, biological process: spliceosomal snRNP assembly. The transcript has 4 exons. Gene Ontology annotation, cellular component: SMN complex. The coding region runs from base 1 to 1050 and encodes 349 amino acids. The record is from RefSeq and is a predicted model, not a curated record. Gene Ontology annotation, molecular function: protein binding; RNA binding.
AUGGCUGCCGAGGCCCCCCGCCAAUACGUCCCGCUCACCUGCCACGGCCACUCGCGCCCUGUGCCUCACAUUAACUUCUCCUCAACCUUUGAGCAGGAAAACUACUUUAUGCUGUCGGCUUGCAAAGAUGGCAACCCCAUGUUGCGCCACGGCCAGACGGGCGACUGGAUCGGCACCUUUAUCGGCCACAAGGGCGCCGUCUGGCAGGCCAAGCUCAGCCCGGAUAUGAGCAAUGCCGCUACCGCCUCGGCCGACUUUAGCUGCAAGAUCUGGAACUCGCACACGGGCGAGGUCCUCUUCACGCUCAAGCACGACCACAUCGUCCGCGCCGUCGCCUACCCCCCAACCAACUCGGACAUGGUGGCGACGGGCGGGUUUGAGAAGAAGCUUCGACUGUGGGACCUCCAGGACGCGUCGUCCAAGGAGGCCACCGAGGAGAUGGAGCUGGACGCCUCGCGCGCCCACGAGAUCGGCGAGGGCACGCACACGGACCCCAUCAAGGCCAUUGUCUGGACUAUGGAUACCAACAUCAUUGUCACGGCCUCGGGCAAGACGCUCCGCUGGUUCGACGUGCCGUCCAAGCAGAUGGUCAAGUCGCUCACCCUCGACGCCGAGAUCAAGUCGUGCGAGGCUGUCCAGCUCGAUCCCGACUUCGCCGAGCCGACGGACAUCAACGGCGGCCAGCCCGUGCUCGCCAUUGCCGCAGGCAAGGCGGUGUACUUCUACGGCGGGCCGCAGAUGAUGGACGAGCUUAAGCAGUUCAAGCUGAACCACGGCGUGGCCAGUGUUGGCCUGGAUCUCAAGCAGAGGAAGUUUGCCGUCGGCGAGGAGCCUGGAACUUGGGUCCGGGUCUACAGCUAUGAGGACGGUUCUGAAAUGGACGUCCACAAGGGCCACCACGGACCGGUGUGGUCCAUCUCCUUCUCGCCCGACGGCAAACUGUACGCCACGGCGUCCGAGGACGGCACCAUCAAGCUGUGGAAGAACUGCCCGGGCUUUUACGGGCUCUGGCGGGGCGGGGCGGCAGCAGGCGAGAAGUCGUCGGAUUAG